Messenger RNA from Gossypium arboreum, 1956 nucleotides. RefSeq lists its product as uncharacterized. The record is from RefSeq and is a predicted model, not a curated record. Lineage: Eukaryota; Viridiplantae; Streptophyta; Magnoliopsida; Malvales; Malvaceae. Bases 1 to 1956 code for a protein of 651 amino acids. The transcript is spliced from 2 exons.
AUGGAAAAAACCAAAGAGGAAGGAGAAAUGGAGGAGUCACAGAAUUAUGGGCACCAGCAUCCCCUGAUUCUUCUUUUGAAUCAAGAUCAGCUGCUGAUUGUAGCUAACUGCUCAAGGUGUGGCGAGAAGGUGUCAACCCCAUGUUUUAGCUGUGCCGAGGAUUGUGGGUUUUACCUUCACAAGGUAUGUGCUGAGGCACCUUUGGAGCUUAAUCAUCCUUUUCAUCCUCAUCAUCCUCUUCUUCUUAUGCAAAGGUCACAACAUUCUUUCGUGCUUUGCGAUUUCUGCAAUGAAAGAUGUGAGAAAUUCGCUUAUCACUGCUCUUGCAAUUUGGACUUUCAUAUUAAAUGUGCUUUAUUAACGCUUAAUAUCGCUGAGAAUAAUUUGAAAGAGCUUGAGCAUGUUGCCCUUCAAGAUCCAUCUAUUUCCACUGAAAUCGGUGAUUAUGUUGCAGUGUGCUUUGUGUGUUGGGAACCAUUAGCAAAUUAUACACAUUUUUCUCCUGAUUGUGGAUUUAAUUUACAUGAGAAAUGUGCUAAGCUUCCUCUCAAAUUGAAUUCUACGUACCAUUGCCAACACUCUCUUGUUUUACAAUUUAACAAUGAGAGACUUUCUUGCAAGAUAUGCAAAGCAAGUACCCAAAGAGGAUUUGUUUAUGGUUGUACAUAUUGUAAGCUUGUAUUUCACACAAUAUGUUUACCACCACCACUUGAUCUUGCUGUUGAAGACAAAAGCCAUCAACACACAUUCAUUCCACUUCUGAGACGAGUGCCGUACUUUUGUGAUGCGUGCGGUCUUGAAGGAAUUUACGUUGCCUAUAUAUGUUCUACAUGCAGCAUUAUGGUCCAUAGAAGGUGCACUACAUUGCCACGUAUCAUCAAAAGCAGUUGGCAUGAUCAUCACCUUUUUCACAAAUAUUUCCUUCCGGAUGAAUUUAGAAGUUCAGAUUGCACCAUUUGUCAUGAUGAAGCCAAUCCAGAGUAUGGUAGUUAUUGUUGUUCACAUUGCAAUGUUACAUUCCAUGUGCAUUGUGUGACAGAGGAUAAAAGCUCAUAUUCAAUAGUUUCACUAGAGAAUGAAGAUGAGAUGCCCAAUGAAAGUUUCAUCAGUGUUAUUGAGAGGAACGAUGCUGGAGAAGCUACAAAAAUAAAGCAUUUCAAGCAUAUGCAUAAUCUAAUGUUAAGUCCCUUUGUUGGAGGAUAUGAAAAUAGUUGCGAUGGGUCGUGUGCCGAGUUACCAAAGAUGAUGAAUGUUUGGCAUCAUAAUUGCCAAGAGCCUCUCGCCCUUAUUUCUGACAAAGCUUUUGAGUGUCAAUACUGUAAUAACAUAUCUACUGCCUUUGCUUAUGAAUGUUGUGGAUGUGAGGGAAAAAUAUGUCUCCGAUGUGUGAUUGCUCUUACUCCUGGUGCUCGAACAUGUUUGAGACAUGAACACCCCCUCUUUUUAUACAGAGACUACAAAGGCCAGUGCAAUGCUUGUGGUUAUACAACAAGUGGAUAUGGGGCAUUUUGUUGUAAGGAUUGCAAUUUUGUACUACAUCUUGAAUGUUUUUCACUUCCAAUUACAGCUCGUCACAAAUGCGAUGAGCAUCUUCUUUCACUCACUGAUCAUGAUGAUAACAGUUAUUCAAAAAGUUAUCAUUGUGAUAUCUGUGAAAAAAGUCGAGAUCCAAAUCGUUGGUUUUAUCAUUGUGCAACAUGUGAUACUUCUGGUCAUGUUGGUUGUGUUCUUGGAAGUUAUCCAUACCUCAAACUUGGGAGCAUCUAUGAAGAAACAGAUCAUCCACACCUACUUACCAUUGUGAAGAAGAAGUAUUACUACCCUGGUUGUGAUAAAUGUGGUGAGCCUUGUAAAGAUGUGGCUCUUGAAUGCUCAAAGUCGGAGUGUAAAUAUAUUGUCCACUGGAAUUGUGUAGCACCCGAUUCUCUACAGUCUUGGUCGGAAUGGCCCAUGUAG